Molecule: messenger RNA, 6050 nt
Organism: Podarcis muralis (Common wall lizard)
Lineage: Eukaryota; Metazoa; Chordata; Lepidosauria; Squamata; Lacertidae
Source: RefSeq, a predicted model, not a curated record
UCGCUGACGUCGUGGGGGCGGGACCGCGCGUGCGCCUCCUGCUCUCGGCUGCCGGUGAGGAGGAGGCCCGGCGGGCUCGGUUCCCUUCGCCGCUGUUCUUGCCCUGUGGUAUAUCCAACAACAACAUGACAGAGGGCUGGGUGGAUUGCCCCGCACUAGGGCCCGGCUGGCAGCGCCGUGAAGUCUUGCGCAAAAAUGGAACAAGACCUGGACAGUCAGAUACCUAUUACACAAGCCCCAGAGGAGAGAAAAUCCGCAGUAGAGUGGAGCUCCUGAGGUUACUGGGAGGAUCACGGGAUUUGACCGACUUUGAUUUCAAGAAAGGGAUUUAUGUAGACCCAAGUGCUGAGCCCCAGCUCCUACAACCCCUCCCACCCACUGGAGGAGGCCACCAGCGGGUCAAAAAGGGUAGUAAAAGGCAUCUUCCACCUCCGGCAGCAGCCACCCCUCCACUCAAGAAGCCUCCUGAUUUGCAAGUGUUUGAAGAGCCUCCAGACAAGGAGAUUCCAGACCAGAAACCCCCCCAAAUGGAACUGGAGUUGCCAGUAGAAGCACCUGCCGCUAUUCUGGCUGAGCAGCAAGAACUUCUAGUUGCUGCAGACCAGCCAGCCAUGAAGCCCCACAAGCGCCGAUGUCGGAAGCAGCUUCCAGCCCUCCUUCCUCUGGGAAAAAUGGGCAAUGUGACAGUGGAAGAGGCCAUCCCAGAGGAACCUGUAGUAUGCUGUGCCAGCUGUCAAGGACAGUUCCCAGGAGUGAUGCUCCCCUCCCAGAGACGCUGUCGGUGGCUCUGCCCAGAUUGCAGAGCUCAGAGAAGAGAUUUCAAUCGGGAGCAGAGAUAUUACAAGCAAAUUGGUUGUGGUGUGUGCCAAGCCUGCCAGAUGUCUCAGGACUGCGGCAUCUGCAGUGUGUGUGUCCUGCGAGCCAAAAGCCCCGAGCUCCGCAUUGGCAUCAAAUGUCUGCUGCGCCGAUGCUUGAAGAUUGUCAAAAAGGGCCUUGAAUGUGGUAUGUGUCAGGCUUGCAAGAUAACUGAAGACUGUGGGAGCUGCCACAUCUGCUUGCGGAGGCACAAACCAGGCAUGAAGCGGCAAUGGAAAUGUCUCAAGCGCCGCUGCCUUAAACGCAAGAAAAAAAUUCCACCCAAGAAAGAUGGCUACAGCACAAAGAAGCUUACAGGAGAAGUCCUCUCCACGGAGGAGACCUUUACGCCAGCACGGCGCCGGCAGAAGAAGUCAGCACCCGUGACAGAUGGGCCAGCUCCCAAGGUCCAGCGGGCCCCAAGGGGACACCACAAGAGGCUGCCAGCUGCACCACCAGCAUCUGCAGAUGGGCCCCUUCCCAAGGCCCAGCUUGCUGCAAGCUGCCAUCGUCGAAAGCGCUCUGCUACCACAAAAUGGAAACCUACCAUGGAACGGGAUCCUGGAGGCAUCCCUACAGUAAGACAAAGGAAGAAGCAGUUAGGAGCAGUGAAGGAAAGGAAGAAACCUGGUCGUCCCCCCAAGCAUCCCACUGCCCAGCUGAAGAACAAUGUGCAGACCUCUGCUAGCCGGCGAAACCGUAAGUGUGGCAAGUGUGAAGCCUGCCUGCUGAAAAUGGAUUGUGGCCGCUGUGAUUUUUGCUGUGACAAGCCCAAGUUUGGCGGGAGGAACCUCAAGCGCCAGAAGUGCCGCUGGAGACAGUGUCUGCAUUUUGCUAUGAAGCGGCUGCUUCCUGAGGAGUGGAGCAGCCCGGAAGGGGCAGCGGGCUGGAAGGUCAGAAGGAGGAGGAACGCCUUCGGCAACCGCAAGCCCACCAGGAUCAAGCAGGUGGGGCGGCGGGGAGCCAAGGGGAGUGGCCAGAAGCGACGGGCAAAAGCCAGCUUCCAGCCAGAGGAGUCUCCUUCAAGCCGGGAACAGAUGCAUUUGCCCAGGUUGCAAGGCCCAGAGGAGCCGGAACAGCAGCCAGUAGUGAAGUGGAAGAAAGAGCCAGAGAUGAGUGGCUCAAUUUUGGCCCAGGACUUGGCUAAGGACCGCCCCAUCCUGCCGCAUGUCAAAGAGGAGUCAGAAGUACCUCGACACCCCACCCCACCCUCCCAAGUCCUGGUGAAGCAAUCCGACACCAGACUACCUGCUGUCAACCUCCUCAUUGCCACCUCUCCCGUUGACAAACAGGAGCAUGCAGAACUGGAGGGGGACUGUCGGCCAUUGAAUGAUUCUCGGGUCUCAGCAGGACUUCCCCAGUGUAAGAGGGGGUGGGGAGCGCAGGGCAAGGACCUGGUGGUUCUGGAUGAUGAAGAUGAUGAAGAAGUGGAGCACUUGCAGCAAUUGCGUCCACCAGUGAUAAUGGAGAUUUAUAGCCUGGGUGGUGCACAGCCCCUUGCCCAGUUGGACAGCGUCCUGCAUGAGUUCUUGGCUGAGCUGAAUGAGAUCCCUCUCCCUGCUCACUGGGAGGUGCUGUCUCCGCUUUGCGGCCCUGACCUGCGUCUCGUCCAGCGUUCAGAACACUCCACCAUGUCCUCAGCUGUCAUCUACAUCCGCCCAGGCCUCUUCUUCCAUGUGGUGGUGCGAAACCUGCCCGUGCCCCCUGAGCAUGAACUCUAUGCCAGCCACCCUGCCCGCCUCACCACGGUGGACGAGGUGGUGGAACUCAUCUGCGACCUGGAGGCCUAUCGGCUCUGCUCUGGUUGGCCUGCAGGCUGGCACGCCGGUGAACGCUCCGAGGCCUGUGACGUUCUUGUCUAUUCUGGUUGCUGCCCACAGUGCCGGCUCAACCCUUGGCCAUCAGGGAGAGGCGCUCGCUGAGAACUGAGUUGGGAGGGGGGAUUUGGGGAGAGGACUUGGCCCUGUGGGGCAGUGAAUGGGAAGAGGUUUUAUUUUGACACUGGAAAUGGCUUGGAAUAUCUAAAGGGAUCGUUCCUUGCCAUAAAUAGCUUUAUAUUUUUUCCUCUCCUGUUCAGUAGCUUGGCACAGAAAGUCCCAUUCCUCUUGUUGUCUUCUGCCUCUCUCUACUGGUGAGCUGCUUCUGUGUUUCUGGCACAGAGAGACAUUCCUCUCAGAGACUCGAUUCCUGUCUUCAGUCGCUUGCUUGUCUCCUGCCAGAGAGUUGCAGUGGGAGCUCAGGGUCCAUUGCUGUAGCCUGUGCUGCUCCCAGUUCUCUGUGCUGGUACAGCCUCCCAGGUUGAUGUGGAGGCAGCUUAUGUAUCAGUGUGCACAUUUCUGUCCAUUGCUCCCACCUGCCUGCCCCGCUCAAUUUAGCAUUGUCCUGGCGACUCCUAGACCUGCAGUAUGGUCAUCUCCAAACACAGGAAGCGUGGGAUUUAAGCAAAGCAUCUCUUUUGCUAUCUCCCCCUCUCUCUAAAAAAAAAAGUUCCUCUGGCUGGGACCUGCCCCUUCCUGCCCCAGAUCCAGCUAAAACUUGGAAUUGCCACUUCAGGCAUGUCUUUCCUUUGCUUCAAGGUUGCUGAGUUCAGAUGAGUUAUUCUGUUUCUGAGGACCAGGAAGAUUUUUGUUUUGGGCAGCGGGAAAGACUAAAUGGAUGUCGCUGGAGUGGAGGCUGAGAGAUUCUGGGCUGUCCUGUUCAGGGAAAGUUCUACAGAAGCCAUAGCUGCAUGUCACUUGCUGACUCCUGGUUUUGUCUUGUGUCUUCCUUCAGUGUGGUGGUGGUGGCAGGAGCAAAUGCCCCAUAGCCUUUCCCUUGUUCCUCUCACCGUCAGUUUUUUUGUGUGUGCUGCUUUUCCCUCAGAAGAAAAUAAUGAAAGUAUUCGGGUGGGGGGGGGAAUAAAUCAGAACUGGUCUCUAUUUUUUUUAAAUGUAUUAAAUUUUUUAAUAAGCAAGCUCUGCUUUGGUUUCCAUGUCUCCCUUCAGGUGAGAACAGGGGUGGUGAAGCUGUCGCCUGGAUCCUGCUCACCAACCACUUCCAAAUCGCCUGCCCGCCCCUGUCUCUGCAGGUCCCUUUUCAGACUCAGGUGCAUCCCCAUUGCUUAAGAGGUCUUGAUACUCAGGAAACUGGAAGCAGCCCUCCUUUCUUGUUCCUGAGCACUAAGACCUUCUCAUAGAAGCACUGCACUAGUGGGAGAUGACAUGCCUUGGAAAGGGAUUUGUCUGCUCAGUGCUGGAGGCGGUUUUAGCACUAACCCCCCAGUGAUUGCCAUGGGCAUGCGCCAAUACUAUGGGCUGUUCAGGAUUGACAAUCAAUACUUUUGCAGUGAUGGGACCAUAGCAUCACGUAAUGUCUGCAACAUGCCCUGUCAGCGAUUCCUUGAUGACGAUCUCACUGAUGACAUUGCAUGUGUUAAGACAAUUGUCCAAAGUCAAGUAUGGGUAAAAACCUGAUCUCUGUGCAGCUGAUCAGUCAAGCAAACUCGACACAUUCUACUAUGAGAAUAUAGAUGGUGUCCCACGCUAUGGAAUAUUCCAGCUAAGUGGCCUUGAGUGGUGUGAUAACGGGAGGCACUCCUCUCAGAAUAAAUGCCACACACUCUGUGACAACUUCCUAGAUGAUAAUAUCACAGAUGAUGCUCUGUGUGUUAAGACAAUUGUCAACAGUACAAAGGACAUGACUGCUUGGUGAGUAGCAUCAGCUCCUUUUUUUCUAGAAACAAACAAACAAACAAACAAACAAACAAAAGAUGGCUGAAAAAUAUUACUUAAUCAGAACCUUCAGUAGAAACUCUAUUAGGUGGUGAAAAAGGGGCACAUUCAGACCAGCACAUUGCAUAUUAAAUAGCAUUUAAGUGUCAUUUGAUUUUGCUUUAGGCCACUUUGUUGUGAAAAGUAGAGAGGAAAAUCACAUGAGAUAGGAAUAAGAACAAGCUGAACUCAGGGUGCUGAUCAUUUGUGAGGGCCUUCCCUGCUUGGCCUUCCCCAAAGGAGCAGCAACCUGUACAGAAAGGAACAGCAACCAGCAUAUCACAAAGGAGCAGCAACCGGCUGCUAAGUGUAUAGGAUGCCAUCCUGUCCAGGGCUGGGGGGGGGGCAUCAGGUUGGAAGAAGAGACUAGGUGGGAAGGAGAGUUCAGGUGGGAAAGCCUGCCCCCCUGCAUCCAAAGGCAUCCACCACUAUCUUUUUCCAGAAAGACACAACUGGUUGGGUACGUCCCUCUUACUGUGGUGUCUCCUUCUUUUUGCCUGAUGUCCUGCCACCAUGAAAGCCCCAGAUUGCUCUGGAUCACCAUGGUGAUCCCAGGCUUUGUCAACCCGACUCGAGCAAUGGCUGGAUCUCCCCCCCCCCAUUGGCCUUGACUUGUUUGGGUGCACAGCUGUAGCACUUUGUGGCGAGUCUUCCUGUUGCCAAAUUCAGUCUUGCAGAACUAUUUUCUUUUAAUAACUCUGUAGCAUUGGACAAAUGCAAAAUAACCAAUGUGUUUCGUCCACCCAUUAGGCCACUCUAUGAGAAAUACUGUGAUGAAGGUCGGGUAAAUCGUUAUUAUAUCAAGUGCCUUUUUGGUGGAGUUACACAAAGAAGAAAGUUUUUGCUUCGGAACCUGCCUUGACUUCUAUAGAGGGUUGCAUUGUCUCAGGUUUGGUCUGACAAUGUGCUUCACUUCAGAGCCUCCUCUCUUCUCAUUUUGUAAAGCUUUGGAUCCCCCACCCCACCCCCAUGAAACAUAAUGGGAAACCAACAAACACCAACCUCAUCUGUAAUUUUUGUCAGACAAGGAUGAAAUCUGUUCACUUCCUGACAGGUUUGAGCCUUAAAAGGUACGCUCUCUCCUAAGGUCCAGUCUUACUUAAGAAGCUGAACCCCUUGAAGGGACCCCAUUUUUAUUCCCCACUUACUGCAGGGCUCUACAUAGGGCUACCUUUGAAGAUGACUUGGAAACUACAACUAAUUUAGAAUGCGACAGCUAGACUGGUGACUGGGAGCAGCCGCUGGGACCAUAUAGCACUAAAGGAUCUCCACUGGCCCCCAGUAAAUUUCCAAGCACAAUUCAAAGUGUUGGUGCUCGUUAUAUAUCAUCUCCCUUUUUUUUUUAUAAUACUACAUUCCGAACUGGGGGAAAAAAAAUUUAAAAUGACGUUUGUUCAAAAACCAGAAGCAUUUUUACUAGGUAUUUCUGAUCAAGGACUGCCGAAC